AUGUUUCCAACCGGCUGUGCUGCGAUUGCUGGAAGCUGCAAGAGGGUGCAGAUCGUACUCACACUCGCCCUCACCUUCUGCGUAGUGCAAGGAUUCAUAGAGGAAAAGUUUGAAGGUGACCCGUGCACGCUUGAGUCUGGUGCGGAGGGUGUAUGUCAGAGGGCAGAGUCGUGCAGCUGGUUGGGACAGGCAGUCCGCAAACAUCAGACGAUUGUCCACUGUGGGUUCGAUCGGGAAGUACCGAUCGUGUGUUGUGCAAAGAUAGGCUCUACAGGCCCUUCAGAGCUGGCCAUAAAAGCAUGCAAGAACAUCGAAGGCGUCUAUUCAUCGCUAGCCUAUCACAUUCUGGGCGGUAUAGAGGCGAAAGAUGGUGAAAUACCAUUCAUUGCGGCGCUCGGCUUUCCACGGGACAACGCGGGACCGAACGAAAGUCCUUACGUAUGGCGUUGCGGGAGCAGUCUGAUUACUCCCAGCUUUCUGCUUACGGCAGCACACUGUGUCCAGCACGAGCCGCCAAAGGUGGCAAGGAUGGGAACGCUCAACUUGCUUGCUUCGGAACGAACGGACGCCAUACAGGAUCGCAGUGUGAAACACAUCAUCCCGCACCCUAGCUACGAUCGGCCCAAAAGGUACAACGACAUCGCUCUGAUAGAGGUGGAGAGUAGCUUCCAAUUCGAGUCGACAGUGAAGCCGGUGUGCCUCACCACUAGCCUUGCAGACAGGGACGUAAACGAGCACCUGCGAGCAGCUGGUUGGGGUAUGACUGAGUUACGCGCGCAAUCACCAGAAGCACUGCUUGUGACGAAUCUGACGACGGUGUCGGUUGGUAAGUGUCGGGAACAGUACGACGCUUUGAAGCAAGUCAAACGUCGGGCACUGCCGAACGGCAUUCGCUUCUCGCAAUACUGCGCCGUCGGUGUAUCCACCAGUGAAAUCGACCGCUCCGACACCUGCGAGGGUGACUCAGGCGGGCCACUUUAUUACAUCGAGAACAGCGACGGCGAGCAGAAAUACUUCCUACUUGGAGUCAUCUCUUUCGGUCUGAACUGUGGCUCGAGUCUGCCAUCCGUGUACACUCGGGUUGCGUUCUAUCUGGACUGGAUAGCGACUCACGUUUGGCCAGAGGGAGUCGUCAGUAAACGAUAGGUUGCAAGGCGGUCUAGUAGCAUCAUCGUUGUCAGCUGGUAUUCUCUUAGUCAUUCGAUAAAGUAAAACUAUCUGCCAGAAUACAGAAUAAGUGGGUUGGACAUAGGAUGGAAAUUUACAA
Anopheles coustani is the source of this 1267-nucleotide messenger RNA. Its product is annotated as CLIP domain-containing serine protease C9-like. The record is from RefSeq and is a predicted model, not a curated record. The transcript has 4 exons. Gene Ontology annotation, molecular function: serine-type endopeptidase activity. NCBI's taxonomy places the organism in Eukaryota, Metazoa, Arthropoda, Insecta, Diptera, Culicidae. The coding region runs from base 1 to 1146 and encodes 381 amino acids. Gene Ontology annotation, biological process: proteolysis.